UUCUCUCUCUAUCUAAAUCUCUCUGAGUAAAAGAUUAAUGGAGAUCACAGCUAUGACCGAUGAGGGCCGUAGGAUGCAGGAUUUAGAAAGAGGGUGGGGUAGGGAUAUUAUUGACCAAGGAUCAUACUACUUGACCUGGGAAGAUCUAACGGUGGUGGCUCCUCCGAGCUUCGUCGGAAGUACACCCACUAAAAGGAUCAUCGACGGCGUAUCUGGCUUUGCUGAACCCGGUCGAAUAUUGGCCAUCAUGGGUCCUUCUGGUUCUGGAAAAUCCACCCUUCUCGACGCUCUUGCCGGAAGGUUAUUAGGAAAUGUUGUGAUGACUGGAGAAGUUCUUUUAAAUGGAAAGAAGAAAAGGCUUGACUAUGGUGUUGUUGCUUAUGUGACACAAGAGGAUACAAUGCUGGGAACCUUAACAGUUAGAGAAACCAUUGCAUAUUCAGCCAGCUUAAGACUUCCUUCUACCAUGACAAAAGAAGAAAUAACAGCUAUUGUUAAUUCAACAAUAACGGACAUGGGUCUUGAAGAUUGCGCCGACCGCCUGAUUGGAAACUGGCACCUCAGAGGUAUUAGCGGCGGAGAGAAGAGGCGACUCAGCAUUGCACUCGAGAUUCUGACUCGUCCCCGCCUACUCUUCCUCGACGAGCCCACCUCCGGUCUAGAUGGUGCAGCCGCCUUCUUUGUGUCUCAGAUCCUCAAGAACCUGGCCCGUCAUGGCCAGACCAUUGUUUCGUCCAUUCAUCAGCCGAGCAGUGAGGUCUUUGCCCUGUUUGACGACCUUCUGUUGCUUUCUGGAGGGGAAACGGUUUAUUUUGGCGAAGGAAAACUAGCCAUCGAGUUCUUUAACGAGUGCGGCGUACCCUGCCCUAGUCGAAGAAACCCUUCAGAUCACUUCCUCAGGUGUGUGAAUUCAGGUUUUGAUCAAGUUACAUCCACCUUAAACUUGCCAGUGGAUUCGGUUCUCAACAUGACCACUACUGAGAUUAAAGCAAUGCUGGUGUACAAAUACAAAUCCUCAAAGUAUGCCAAGAAAGCUACAUCUAGGAUCCAUGAAGUCACUCAAAACAUGAAAGGGAAUUCGAUGAAAAUGGCGAAUGGAAGCGAGGCAAGAUGGAUCAAUCAACUGUGGACAUUGACAAAGAGAUCCUCGGUGAACAUGUCAAGAGACUUUGGAUACUACUGGUUAAGGGUAGCGGUUUACAUUGUAGUCUCCAUAUGUGUGGGCACCGUGUUCUUUAACAUCGGAAAUAGCUACACCGCUUUGCUGGCGCGCGGUUCCUGUGGUGGGUUCCUGUCGGGGUUCAUGAUCAUGUUGUCCAUUGGUGGCUUCCCAUCCUUCAUUGAAGAAAUGAAGAUAUUUUACAAAGAGAGGAUGAAUGGGCAUUAUGGGGUGGGGGUGUUCAUUGUUUCGAACUUCUUGUCUUCAGUUCCGUUCUUGUUUCUGAUGUCGGUCAGCACGACUUCCAUUACCUACAAUCUGGUGAAGUUCAGGAAUGGGUUUGGCCAUUUUGUUUUCUCAUGCCUUAACCUUCUAUGCUCCAUAGCUGUAGUUGAGAGUUGCAUGAUGGUUAUUGCUUCACUUGUCCCAAAUUUCCUCAUGGGUCUCAUUGUUGGAGCUGGAUUGAUUGGGAUUAUGAUGUUGACUGCUGGAUUCUUCAGAUUCUAUCCUCAAAUUCCAAAGCCAUUUUGGCGUUACCCUGUUUCUUACAUAAACUAUAUGGCGUGGGGAUUACAGGCAGAGUACAAGAAUGACAUGAUCGGAUUGGAGUUUGAACCGAUGAAUGCUGGAGAUCCAAAGCUGAAAGGGGAGAAAGUGAUUGAAGAAAAGCUGGGAAUUUCACUUAGCCACUCAAAAUGGUGGGAUUUGGUUAUUGUGAUAGCGAUCCUGAUCUCUUACAGGCUACUGUUCUUGGCCAUUCUUAAGUUGAGGGAAAGAGUUUCGCCUGCGUAUAAGUCGUUGCGUGCAAAGACAACCCUUCAUCGUCUCAAGAAGAGGGCUUCGUUUAGGAAGACGACUCCUGGUUUCCCUUCGAAGAGACACCAGCAGCCUGUGCAUUCGUUGUCUUCUCAAGAGGGUCUUCAAUCUCCAAUCUAAUGAUUUAUAUAUUUAUAAUUGUUGCUAAGAGUUUAAGUAUUAAUGUUGUGGUUCUAAUGACAUUGACUGGUGGCUAGUAUUUGUUUAUGUAGCUGUGGUUUUUUUUAAGGUUCCUUCAUUGCCAUAUGAAUGUUAAAUGCAAGUAUUUAUGAUAAUCGGAUAUGAA
Messenger RNA from Impatiens glandulifera, 2261 nucleotides. RefSeq names its product ABC transporter G family member 12-like. The transcript is spliced from 8 exons. Gene Ontology annotation, molecular function: ATP binding; ABC-type transporter activity; ATP hydrolysis activity. The record is from RefSeq and is a predicted model, not a curated record. Gene Ontology annotation, cellular component: membrane. The coding region runs from base 38 to 2095 and encodes 685 amino acids. Lineage: Eukaryota; Viridiplantae; Streptophyta; Magnoliopsida; Ericales; Balsaminaceae.